This is a messenger RNA of Topomyia yanbarensis, 693 nucleotides long. RefSeq lists its product as uncharacterized. The transcript is spliced from 4 exons. The record is from RefSeq and is a predicted model, not a curated record. Lineage: Eukaryota; Metazoa; Arthropoda; Insecta; Diptera; Culicidae. Bases 1 to 693 code for a protein of 230 amino acids.
AUGGAGACAAAACGGUUGAAAGUUACGAACAGAAAACAGUUCGAGUGCUUAGUGAAGCAUAUGGAGAAGCAACCUGCAGUGGCUAAGGGUCAAAAAUUUGCAGAGGCAGCUUGUUUUUCAAAGGCCAAGUAUAAUGAGGUGUGGAACCGCAUAAGCAGGGAGCUAAACAGCCUCGGUCCACCGACUCGUUCAAUGAUGGAGUGGCAAAAGGUAUGGACAGAUUUUAACGUAUAUGGCCUUGAACCGAUUGCGAGCACAUCGACGUCUUUGGGAGGACCUACGGAACAGAGCACUGUAUCACCUGAAUCAUCCGAUGAAGAAAAUCUUCCGGUAGUCAACGACCACGAUCGAGAGUUUGCAUCUCAUCCGAAUGAAAAUGUGAUGAUUGAAGAGGAAAUCGGCGAAGACAUCCAGACGCAGGAAACAAUAACGCAACGUCGCGAACAUAGGACGGAUAAGCGAGAAGGAUUUUUGAAGGCGCAGACGGAAUACUUAAAGGAUAUUAAAGACAAUGUUAAGGAUAUAGCCAGAUAUUCCAGAAAAUGUUAUUAUUUGGAGGAGAAGCGAUUGAAGCUGGAAAAAGAAAGAAAUUUAAUGAAAGAAAAGCAGCACGCGGAGUACAUCCAGUACAAAAUGGCUGUGCUCGACUAUAAAAAGAGGAAAUUAGAGUUGAUGGAACAAGCGAACAUUUGA